AUGGAUCAACCAAACACAAAUCGAUCCUCAACAACCCUCGAUAACGAAAACCGCGGAGAUGAAGCAACAUUUGCUCCCAUAAACACCCACCAAAGCGCAAUGUCCCGCGUCCGCCGCCCCCUCUCUCACAGCCACUGUCACUCAAGAGACGGCUCUCAAAAGGAACACCGCGAUCCAGAUCUCGACAUCGACCUCCCCUACCGUACCCUCAGCGCAAACGCCAACCUCGAUGAGUACCGCGUCGAAGUCCCAGGCGGUGCCAUCCCCGGUCCUGUGCAACCCGAAGAGAUCGCUCGCAAGUCCACAAACCAUGAGCCUGGAACCGAGCGUCGCUACAAGCUCGUUGCCUUUACGCCAGGAGACCAAGGAAACCCUAAGAAUUGGAGCAAAGCGUUCAAGUGGUGGUGCACUAUGUGUGUUGCGCUGACUUGCUUUGUUGUUGCCUUCUGUUCGUCUGUCAUCACUGCUGAUAUUGCGGGUGUGACGAAGGAUCUUCAUGUGAGCGAAGAGCUUGCCCUUGCGAGUAUCAGUUUGUUUGUUGUUGGUUUCGGUGUUGGACCUAUGGCUUUUGCGCCUUUGUCUGAGAUUUACGGACGAAGAAUCAUCUACGGAUCUACUCUGUUCGUUGCCUUCAUCUUCAUUAUUCCUUGCGCUGUGGCCACCAACAUCGAGACUCUUCUCGUCUGCCGUGCCAUUGGUGGAAUUGCCUUCUCUGCGCCGAUGACUCUCGUCGGUGGUACACUUGCCGAUCUGUGGAAGAAUGAGGAGCGUGGUGUUCCCAUGGCUGCAUUCUCUGCUGCUCCCUUCAUCGGUCCUGCCAUUGGUCCCCUCGUUGGUGGUUUCCUCUCUGACGCUGCUGGCUGGCGCUGGCUCUACUGGAUCCAACUCAUCCUCGCCUUCAUCGUCUGGAUUCUCAUCACCUUCACCGUCCCCGAGACUUACGCCCCUACUAUCCUCUCCCGUCGCGCCCGCAAGCUCCGAGCCGAGACUGGCGAGACCGACCAUGUCACUGAGCAGGAACUCGAUUUGCGUCCCAUCUCUGAACGUCUUAGAAUCUUCCUUAUCCGACCUUUCCAGCUCCUCUUUGGCGAACUCAUUGUGUUCCUCAUUUCUCUGUAUAUGAGUGUCCUCUACGGCCUUCUGUACAUGUUCUUCGUCGCUUAUCCCAUCAUUUACCAGAAGGGCAAAGGAUACUCUGCUGGAAAGACUGGUCUUAUGUUCAUUCCCAUUGCAGUCGGUGUUAUCAUGUCUGCCUUCUGUGCGCCAUUUGUCAACCAGCAUUACCUCAAGUUGGUCAAGAAGCACAAUGGUCAUCCUCCCGCUGAGGUCCGUCUGAUUCCCAUGAUGAUCUCAUGCUGGUGCAUUCCCAUCGGUCUUUUCAUCUUCGCAUGGACUUCUUACGAGAAUCUCUCCUGGGCUGGUCCUGCUAUGGGUGGUUUCCCUGUCGGUUUCGGUUUCAUCUUCCUCUACAACUCUGCCAACAACUACCUCGUCGAUUCCUACCAGCACCAAGCCGCUUCUGCCCUUGCAGCAAAGACUUGUAUUCGAAGUUUCUGGGGUGCCGCUGUUGUCCUAUUCACUGAGCAGAUGUACGAACGUCUCGGUGACCAGUGGGCCUCUACUCUUCUGGCCUUCCUCGGACUUGCAUGCUGUGCUAUUCCCUUCCUGUUCUGGCAGUACGGUGCCAAGAUUCGUGAGCGCAGCAAGUACGCUUACGCUGGCGAGGAUGAGAGUGUCGAUGAUAUCGAGAAAGCCAAGAGCCGCAACAGCGCGGGCAAUCAGGUUCGCGACGAUUCUGAGGACGAGGACUUGCGCCGCGCUCGAAGCUACGUCAGCAACCCUUAA
Molecule: messenger RNA, 1845 nt
Organism: Fusarium coffeatum
Lineage: Eukaryota; Fungi; Ascomycota; Sordariomycetes; Hypocreales; Nectriaceae
Exons: 3
Coding region: 1-1845 (614 amino acids)
Biological process (GO): transmembrane transport
Molecular function (GO): transmembrane transporter activity
Source: RefSeq, a predicted model, not a curated record